Lycium ferocissimum is the source of this 3169-nucleotide messenger RNA. RefSeq names its product probable methyltransferase PMT4. NCBI's taxonomy places the organism in Eukaryota, Viridiplantae, Streptophyta, Magnoliopsida, Solanales, Solanaceae. Bases 787 to 2637 code for a protein of 616 amino acids. The record is from RefSeq and is a predicted model, not a curated record. Gene Ontology annotation, cellular component: cytoplasm. The transcript has 9 exons. Gene Ontology annotation, molecular function: S-adenosylmethionine-dependent methyltransferase activity.
CAUACCUCUGUUUUAACAAUUCUUUAGAUUUCCUUUUUGAAAGUUUGAGAGAAGCAAUUAUUCCCCUGUAAUAAUGAGAAUACCUCUCAAUUUGCGAGCCUCUGUUAUUGGAUCUGUAAAGACUGCACUAAUUCGCAUUAAACAAUGUACGUAUAAACAUGUUUAAAUAAUUAGUUUCCCCAUUAAUACAGAACACACACACACUCUCUCUCUCUAAACGUCAUUGGCGAAUCAAAAUUACUCUGUAUAGCCCCCUCUGCAACUGUCAAACCUAUACGUAAACGGAAUUACAUACUCACACUCGCACAUUGUUGCUCAACUGGUUGAUUUGUUGGUGUAGUUGCUAGAUUUGGAUAAUUUUGUUUUUGAGGAUAUAGCUAGAGUUGAUUCGAAAUUGGCAUUUUCUAGUGUAGUUGUGUUUUGGGGGACUUUUCAAGUAUCGAGGAGUGGUAAUUGAUGCCUUAUUCAUUACCUUCGUGGAGGAGUUAUAGUUGAUCUGAACUUUUUUGUUCUAGUUUCUGAUUGGAGACUUACAGGAUCGAGAUUGUGAUCUUGACUAUCUGAUUGGCUUGGUAUAAUUUUGGAAUUCCAUUCUCUUAAGGAAGUUCGGUAGAGUUCUAACCAUUCCUAGUUGAAGUUGUUUGAAUUUUUUGUGAUAUAUAUGGGAGAUGAUAUCUGAUGACAGCAUAUAGUUUUCAUAGUUCUUGGAUGUUCAGGUUGAAGCAAAUAAGCUAGCACAUUGUGAUCUUCUCGAUUUGAACUUUAUAGAGGCUACAUAAAUCAGAGAUGAAAAGCCCUUUGCUUAACAAAUUAUCAAAAAAGUUCGGGUCUAGACAGUCAUUCAACUGGUUACUCUUAUGUCUUGUUAGUGUCUUGGUGGUGAUUGCAUUGCUAGGAUCAUCUUCAAGUGCCUUUAACUCGGUCACUUCCUCUGUGAAGUCAGAUAUUUAUACAAAUUAUAGAAAGCUAAAGGAGCAAGCAAGAAGCGAUUAUUUAGAGCUAAAAAGCCUUUCCGUGGGCGAAAAUCAGAUAAAGGAAGUUGGUCUUUGUGGUAAGGAAAGAGAAAAUUAUGUGCCUUGCUAUAAUCUGUCUGCAAAUAUUCUAGCUGGGUUUAAAGAUGGGGAGGAGUUAGAUCGGCAUUGUGAAUUAUCACGAGAAGAUCAACAUUGUCUGAUUCGUCCUCCUAAGGACUAUAAGAUUCCUUUGUCUUGGCCAGCAGGCAGAGAUGUUAUAUGGAGUGGAAAUGUGAAGCUAACCAAAGAUCAGUUCCUUUCUUCUGGAAGCAUUAUGAAACGGCUAAUGUUACUAGAAGAGAAUCAAAUUGCUUUCCAUUCUCAAGAUGGGAUGAUGGUUGAUGAUGUCAAAGAUUACUCUCACCAAAUCGCAGAGAUGAUUGGGCUGGGAAGUGAUACAGAAUUCCGUCAAGCUGGUGUGCGUACUGUACUAGAUAUUGGUUGUGGCUUUGGUAGCUUCGGUGCCCACCUACUCUCGUUGAACUUGAUGGCUCUUUGUGUGGCAGCUUAUGGGUCAUCUGGUAGCCAAGUUCAGGUAGCACUCGAGAGAGGACUUCCUGCAGUCAUCGGAAACUUUUUUUCGAAACAGCUACCAUUUCCAUCAUUGUCUUAUGACAUGGUUCAUUGUGCUCAGUGUGGAAUCAUUUGGGACAGCAAAGAUGGGCUGUUUCUUAUUGAAAUUGACCGUGUACUCAAGCCUGGAGGUUAUUUUGUUUUAACCUCACCCACAACCCAGCAGCAGGGUAGUUCUAUUAGUGCAAAGAAGGGAAGCAUGUCUACUCCUUUGGAAGAGUUCACUAAGAAGCUCUGUUGGUCUCUAUUGGAACAGCAAGAAGAAACUUUCAUCUGGCAGAAGACAGUUGAUUCCCAGUGCUAUACAUCUGGCAAGAAGGGUACUAUACCAAUUUGCAGAGGACAGGAUAUGCAACUGUACUACCAGCCACUUGCACAUUGUAUAUCUGGAACAGGCAGUGACCGAUGGGUCCCAAUUCAUAGCAGAUCUGAUUCUAUGAACUCAACUGAGCUCAAAGUUCAUGGAGUUCAUCCCGACAAUUUCUUUGAAGAUUCAGAAUUCUGGAAAUCAACUGUGAGAAACUAUUGGUCUUUGCUGUCACCCUUGAUUUUCUCUGACCAUCCAAAAAGGCCCGGUGAUGACGAUCCAUUGCCUCCAUAUAAUAUGGUGCGGAAUGUAUUGGACAUGAAUGCUCAUUAUGGGGGUUUAAAUGCCGCAUUGUUGGAGGCAAGAAAAUCAGUUUGGGUGAUGAAUGUUGUGCCUCUUGGGGUGCAUAAUACACUUCCCCUCAUACUUGAUCGAGGCUUUGCUGGCGUUCUGCAUAACUGGUGUGAACCCUUUCCUACAUAUCCACGAACAUAUGAUUUGCUCCAUGGUAAUGGACUUCUGUCACACCUUGCUUCACAAGGAUGCAGUAUAAUUGAAGUACUUUUUGAUAUGGAUCGUAUCUUACGGCCUGAGGGAUGGAUUAUUCUGUCUGAUAAAUUGGGCCCUAUAGAGAAAGUGAGGAUGUUAGCCACACAACUCCGCUGGGAAGCCAGGGUGAUUGACCUCCAGGAUGGAAGUGACCAGCGGUUACUCGCAUGCCAAAAAUUAUUUGUGAGAAAGUGAUCCAUCUUUGAAAUGGAAUUCACAAUUCAAUGAUUGGCAGUCCUGUAUGUGUGCGCGCGCCCUUUUUCCUUUUCUUUUUUCUUUCUACUCCUGCAUUUUUUCCCCUGCAAAUGUCAUUUUUUAUGUAGUUGGACUUAUUUUUUAACUUGCCAUGCCACAAGCUGCACCACGUCUCAAUCUUGACAUCUUGUGGAGGGAUAAUACGGCUGGCCUCAGGUGGAAAUAUAAUUUAAGCUGCAGAUUUAAGCAAGAUUUGCUGGAGUAGAGACAGCACAGAAAGAAGAUUUUUGCCCUUUCAAAAGAUUUAUGUAGCAAUUCAUUCAGCAUUGUUUUCCUUCUUUUUUUCAGUUUUAACAUAUCUUUUUCAAUUUUGUAAUUAAGUGGUGCUUUGUAGUGAAUAAUCACCUUUUCUGAGAGCAAGAGAUUUUGUCCCAAAAUGUAAGAAUCAAUUAUAAAUAGUUUCCCGAGAUACACAUUGUUUUAUAGCUCUAAGAAUCAGAAUCUACUGGUAAUCCUGGAUUUGUGACUAACA